This is a messenger RNA of Penicillium macrosclerotiorum, 462 nucleotides long. RefSeq lists its product as uncharacterized. Bases 1 to 462 code for a protein of 153 amino acids. Gene Ontology annotation, cellular component: mitochondrion. The transcript is spliced from 3 exons. Lineage: Eukaryota; Fungi; Ascomycota; Eurotiomycetes; Eurotiales; Aspergillaceae. Gene Ontology annotation, molecular function: oxidoreductase activity. The record is from RefSeq and is a predicted model, not a curated record.
AUGUUCCGCUUUAGCAAAACCCUCGACCCAAUCACCCUCUUCCACUCUCCGAGCCUGGCUCCCUCCACUCGGGUCCUGAACAUCCUCAAGCAAGCCAGUAUUACUGCCUCCGAGACUGCCACGGAAGACCAGGCCAGUGACCACUCGGCCCACGCCAAGCAGCAGCGCGGCGACUUCGAGCUCGAAGUGACCACCGCCCCACCCACCACCGACCAGCUGCAUAGCAUUCUGGACUACAUCUCACCGGUCAGUGGAGUCGGCGGCCAGGGCGAGAAGGCGACCUACGGUGUGGCCGAGCUGGUCAAGGGCGCACGGGAUGCGGAGGACGCCGUGAAGCGGUUUAAGGAAGAUGCAUCGCGCUUUGCGCGCCCUGUGACAGUUGACUGGGUCAACGGCCGCGCCGUAAUCGGUGACAAUGAAUCCGAGAUCCUGCGCAUGGUGCGCCAAUUGCCCACGAACUAG